Messenger RNA from Stegodyphus dumicola, 774 nucleotides. Its product is annotated as histone H1-like. The record is from RefSeq and is a predicted model, not a curated record. Lineage: Eukaryota; Metazoa; Arthropoda; Arachnida; Araneae; Eresidae.
AUGGAUACCCACGACUUUGAGAUUUUGGGAAGGCGGAAAAGCGCCGUCAUUGCUUUUGAAAAUAAAGUCCAGCGCAUACGACGACAGCAAAAAAUCCUGCCAAAGCUUAUCAUGAACGCAGUUAGAAAACUCCGGAACAGAAACGGUUCCAGUCUUCAAGACAUUAAAAAGUUUUUAGCCUCGAAAUAUCAAAUGGACAUUAUAAUAAUGAAAGAUGACAUUAAGAUGGCAGUCAAAAGCGCUUUGGAGCGGGGCAUGCUGAAGAAAAUUGGCGGACAGUACAAAAUGAGUAAAAAGACGGUAAGAAGGAUCAAAAGCAACAGCAAGACAUUAUCCGCCAAAAGCAGAAGCAAAGUAUUAUCGACCAAAAGUAGCAGCAAAACGUUAUCCGCUAGAAUGAGCGCAAAAGCAUUAUCCAUCAAGAGCAGCAGCAAAGCAUUAUCUACCAAAAGCAACAGCAAAGCAUUAUCGAGCAACAGGAAAACAUUAUCUACCAAAAGCAACAGCAAAGCAUUAUCGAGCAACAGGAAAACAUUAUCUACCAAAAGCAACAGGAAAACGUUAUCCAAGAAAAGCAGCAGCAAAGCAUUAUCUGCCAAAAACAACAGGAAAGCAUUACCCACCAAAAGUAACAGAAAAGCAUUACGUAUCAAAACAGACAAAGUAUUAUCUAGCAAAAGCAACCGUAAAGCAUUACGCACCAAAAGAGACAGAAAAACAUUAUCUAGCAAAAGCAACAGCAAAGCAUCAUCCAGUCAUUCAGCUAAUAAAUAG